Molecule: messenger RNA, 453 nt
Organism: Colletotrichum paranaense
Lineage: Eukaryota; Fungi; Ascomycota; Sordariomycetes; Glomerellales; Glomerellaceae
Exons: 3
Coding region: 1-453 (150 amino acids)
Source: RefSeq, a predicted model, not a curated record
AUGGGUAGUCAUAAGCCGGCUACCGUGAUGUUGAAACGCUGCCUAAACUCUCACCUAACGUACCCAUGCGAUUAUGAUCUAGGCCGUCGGCAUGAUGAGUUCGGCAUCCUCGAAGACAACCGGCGCUCCUUUGCCCAAUACUUGAACUGUGUCGGCCUUGGUGCCGCCCCCCUAGAGGGCAAGACAGCUUGGGACUCCCCGAACGUGGGUCGCAAGUCUAAUCCACCUCAACCUCGCAUCUCAGCUCCAGAUGCCGGCGGGGAAAGGUCUGACAUGCAAGAACCUCGUCGGAAGGUCCCUAGUUCCCUCCGCCAGCAAGGGACGGGUCGCUGUCGCCGCCGACUCUACCCCACGCUUUCCAGCAGGCAUCCACAACAUAGCUCGCCUGACCCCGCCGCCGACGACGAUGUGGUGUCAGCGGCAGCAGCGUCGAGCGGAGCAGCGGAGCCAUGA